AUUGAAGUUGGAGGUUUGGGAAUCAUGUCUUUGAAGAUGAAGGAAUAAUGGUGGGAGGAAGAAUCAAAGGAAAUUGGAAGGGAAGAGACUGUGGCUUUAAUAUUAUAGUCAGAUAAGGUAGACUAUAGGAACAAGCAAGGCAAGUUGAAGCAGCCAGCAUUGCAGGAGCAUCUUCUUUCCUUUUGUACAUGCUGUGAUAUUUUCUUUAUGGAGCUUCGUCUAAAAUACUCUUUUUAAGAGUCCGUGUACAUAAUUUUUCAAAUUGUUGAAGGGUUCUAAUUUUUGGAUUGAAAGAGGGGUGCUUGGACUCCGGCAAAGAACAAGUGUAAUAGUUGAUGAAAAACAAAGUGCAAUAAAAGAGACAAUAACACGACAUGUUAUAAGGUAUCUCUUAAAUACCUUUCCCUCAACAAAUAUUUACUUUUAUUAAUAGAUUUAACAAUACAAUAAUGAUAAACUCUCAUACUUGAGAACAACCUCUCAAACCAUACAUCUUACGAUGAAGAUCUCACAAUACUGAUACAUAAAAGAACACUCUCAAGUUUCCAAUAAUAUAAUAGCCUUAAUUCUCACAAUAUGUUUAUGUGUGUUGUGGUAAAAUGAUUUUAAGAAUGAUGUUGAGCCAAACCAGCUGGGCUCAUAUGAAGGCAGCAACAAUGGCUCAAGGACACCAAGGAACAGCACCAACAAAGGGAACAACAUGAACAACAGAAACCACACUGAUGUUUCUGAAGUUCUUAGUGAUGAUUUUGAUUUUUCGAAUAGCAAACCAUCAUCUACGAACUAUGAUGAAUUCAAUGCAAGCCAAAAUAAUCAAGAUCGAAAGGAACUAAUUAUGAAGAAACAAAUACAAGAGCUUGAGACAUCAAAGGCACAAGGAUGGCCAACAGAAACAGCAAGAUCAGAUACACAGAAGGCCCUGACCAAUACCGAUGACCAGGCCACCUUGAUGGAGCCGUACAGACGUAACCAAAGGUCAUGGGAGGACAUGGAGGGUAGAAUUAGAAUCUCUCCACAUGGACCUUGCUGUCAUGGCCCAAGAACCCUCCUUACAGUCACCGGAAGUGCACAGAAAAUCGAGGCGAAGGUCGUUCGGCCAGCAGGUGAACACUGACAAAAGGACCAGCAGCUUUGUUCUAUUUCUGUGUAUCACGUGUAAUGCACAUAAGCCAUAUGACCGUUAUGUUAGUUGCCUAAACGUGUAUUUCUUCCUUGUUCUGAUCAUGUACAUUAAUCCUAUAUAUAGGGAGUUCAUGCAUUGUAAAAGACAAGUUGAUUUUAAUAAAAUUUCAGAAAA
This is a messenger RNA of Amaranthus tricolor (Joseph's coat), 1297 nucleotides long. RefSeq lists its product as uncharacterized. Lineage: Eukaryota; Viridiplantae; Streptophyta; Magnoliopsida; Caryophyllales; Amaranthaceae. The coding region runs from base 701 to 1114 and encodes 137 amino acids. The record is from RefSeq and is a predicted model, not a curated record. The transcript is spliced from 3 exons.